AUGUCUUCCAAAUAUAGUGAUAUUAACUCUGCUAGGUUAUCAUUCCAAUAUUUCUCAUGGAUAGAUUAUUCCAUUUUCAUGGUGAUGUUGUCGGUCUGUUGUGGUAUUGGUAUUUAUUUCGGAUUUGUUAAAAGACAGACUUCAACAAAUGAUUAUUUGAUGGGAGGAAGGAAUAUGAAACUGGUUCCAAUUUGUUUUUCUCUGGUAGCCAGCUUCAUUUCAGGUAUAUCUUUAUUGGGAACACCGACAGAAAUUUACUUAUACGGUACUUCAUACGUUUUUACUAUAAUAGGAGCUUUAAUCAUGUCAUUUGUAGUAAUAACCACAUUUAUUCCUGUUUUCCAUGAAUUACAACUAACGUCUGCAUAUGAGUACUUGGAAUUGCGCUAUGACAAAAGAACAAGAGUAUUUGGAUCUGUAUUAUUCAGCGUUUAUUUGAUUGCUUGGCUACCUAUCGUGAUUUAUGUACCGGCGCUUGCAUUUAACCAAGUAACUGGUGUCAAUAUUCACGUUGUGUCUCCAAUAGUGUGUCUUGUGUGUAUAUUUUAUACUUCUUUGGGUGGCCUUAAAGCAGUUGUGUGGACUGAUGUAGUACAAACCGUCGUUAUGUUCGGAGCUAUGCUUAUAGUUAUUAUUAAAGGAACCAUAAUAGUUGGUGGAGUAGAAGAACUCUUUGAUAAAAGCUGGACGACAAACAGAAUAGAAUUACCAAGUUUUAAUUUCGACUUGACGGAAAGGCACACAAUUUGGUCAGUUACAAUAGGAUCGACAUUUUAUUGGAUUGGUAACAUUGCAGUUAAUCAGUCUAUGAUGCAGCGUUUUCUUGCUUUGUCCGAUGUAAAGAAGUCAAAAUGGGCCGUAUGGGGAUUUUUAUUUGGAGUAUUUUUAAUCAUCCUUACCUGUAGUUAUAGUGGACUUUUAGCUUACGCAAGGUAUUAUAAGUGCGACCCUUUAAAUUCGAAGUUGGUACUUGCGAAGGAUCAACUGCUGCCAUUAUUAGUUAUGGACGUGUUAUCUGAAUGGAAAGGUAUGCCUGGUGUUUUUGUAGCAGGAGUCUUCAGUGCUGCUCUAAGUUCAUUAUCUACUGGACUGAAUUCAAUGGCCGCUGUUGUGUUGGAAGAUUUUUGGAAGCCAUUUUUUAAAAAACUUAGUCAAAAACAAACACAAAUUCUCGUGAGAACUGUUGUUGUUGUACUUGGUUGCGUUUGUGUAGGAUUGGUGUUUGUAGUGGAAAAGUUAGGAUCGGUGUUACAACUAACCAUGAGCUUGUCUUCGGCAUCAAUGGGUCCGCUUGCCGGAAUAUUUCUCAUGGGAUUAUUUUUACCUUUUGUUAAUGGAGUGAGUGCUCUGACUGGGGGAAUUUCUGGUUUAAUCAUCGCAUGGUGGGUAGCGGCGCAAUCGCAACUGGCGCAAGCUAGAGGUCUUUUAAGAUUCAAAGAGAAGGAUAGAUACACGUUCAAUUGUACUUACGCUUUUGAGGCUGUUACGGAUGUCACCAAUGAUGAUCAAGAGGAGGUGUCCUAUAUUUAUAGAAUUUCAUAUUUGUGGUUUACGGCUCUAGGAUGUUCGGUAACUGUUAUAGUGGCGUGUCUUGUUAGUUUAAGAUCAUCAAAAGUCAAAAAUGAUCAUAGAUUAUUUGCACCGUUCUUAAGGUCCUGGCUGAUGGAUAAAAAAGAGGUCGAUGAAAUAAAUUUAAAAAACACUCCAAGGAGAAAGGUUGUCUGCUUACCCUCACACUUCAUCGUGACUUGGGGAUUAAUUGUUCAAUCACGAGUAACGAUCCAAAAACCGAACAGGAUAAAAACCAGGACCGAUGGCUUUAUGUGUUCUUUAAAACACAGUAGCUCACCAGGUAGGACACCCGUCUGGUCGGAGGAUCCUGAGUGA
Messenger RNA from Melitaea cinxia (Glanville fritillary), 1887 nucleotides. Its product is annotated as sodium-coupled monocarboxylate transporter 1-like. NCBI's taxonomy places the organism in Eukaryota, Metazoa, Arthropoda, Insecta, Lepidoptera, Nymphalidae. The record is from RefSeq and is a predicted model, not a curated record. The transcript is spliced from 14 exons. Bases 1 to 1887 code for a protein of 628 amino acids. Gene Ontology annotation, molecular function: symporter activity. Gene Ontology annotation, biological process: transmembrane transport; sodium ion transport. Gene Ontology annotation, cellular component: membrane.